UUGUCACCUUUCCAGAUUGAAUUACGGUCGGAUUCAGAGAGGGACUGGCGGCAGUAUGGUGGUUUUGUCCCGCAUUCACCAUCUGAAAUACAUUUUCGACAGGAAUUACCAAGUCUGGCAACCCAUAAGCACUAUUAUGCGCGUGUUUCAGCUACCGACACUUCUCGACGUGUUCUUGCAACAUCCGAAGUGACCAGUUUUACCGUUCAGUGUCAGGUUUAUACAACAACCAGUGCAAACACCAAUAGUGAGCCAGUGGCCGUUUUAAAUGUUAACUAUCAAGCAGGUAUUCAUAGUUUACUUUCAGCGCCCAGUGUUGUGCCACAGAAUCUACGCUUGGAACCUGUUGCUGAUGGAAUUCGAUUAUCGUGGACAUGGACAGGUCAGGAGAGCCCAGAAUGCGAACCGUAUUUUCUGAUAACUGGUUAUCAGAACGGAGGUCCGUUUUCGGAGCGAGUCAGUGGACAGUUGCGGGAGUUCACUUUCCAGAAUGCAAUCGGUGGUGAAUGGCAUGUGGAAAUGCGAGCUGGAAAUCGUGUUGGUACUGGUCCCAGUAGCUCACCGGCCAACUUGCACAAUGUUCCCAUCGUCUCAAAGGGUGUCCGUGUCCGUGUGCCACGUAGCAUCUGUGAUCCACGUACAGAUUUCUGGUGUCGUCCACCGGGUGAAAGUGACGAUGUUGCUGUACCACGUCAUCCCGACGAAGGUUUGCUUCGUGUGCUGUGCCGUUUGUACCUUGCCCCUCUUUGUAAACGGUUAACUCUUUGUCCUUCUGUGUUUCUCAAAAGCUUCUGGUGA
This is a messenger RNA of Gongylonema pulchrum, 798 nucleotides long. NCBI's taxonomy places the organism in Eukaryota, Metazoa, Nematoda, Chromadorea, Rhabditida, Gongylonematidae. The record is from the annotation of a GenBank genome assembly.